This is a messenger RNA of Helobdella robusta, 1035 nucleotides long. RefSeq lists its product as hypothetical. The coding region runs from base 1 to 1035 and encodes 344 amino acids. Lineage: Eukaryota; Metazoa; Annelida; Clitellata; Rhynchobdellida; Glossiphoniidae. The transcript has 2 exons. The record is from RefSeq and is a predicted model, not a curated record.
AUGAAUUCACCCAGUUCAUUUCAAGACCAGUUUGUGAUGCAAUUUAAAACAGAAAACGUUGUCAACUUUCGCGUUCGUUUCCCAUUCACCGAUAAUUAUAAAUUAAUAUUUUUCAUAAAAGAUAGCAAUGAUCAUUAUUACGAGGAAAUGUGUGAAUUCAGAAUAUAUUAUGUUGGGGAAAUCGCUAUGACUCCAUUUCCACCUUCAAUUCAGUCGCUUUGGGGUGCCUCACAAAAAAUUAAUGACAAGUUGUUGAUAACAGUAGGCUGCUCAGAAGUUUGUGAAUAUUGUUUAAUGGUUUUUGCUUGUGCUGAUUUCGAUAAACUAAAGGAAUAUCACUUAGCUUUUCAAUUUGCUGUCACUAAUGAGAACAAAAACAUGAAAAUUACAUUCCCGAAUCUUGCUAUCGGCUUUCUUGGGCCUCAAUCUUUGAACAGUCUUUUUCAAGUGCAUUUACUCGAGCAAGAUGAUUAUUUUAUUGAAUUUGAUAAAAACAACAUACAUUUAAAAUUCAGAACUGAAGCUUUUUCCAGAUUCACUUGCAAAUUGCUAGAAGUCAUUGAUGAAACUCUGAUAAAUAGAAACGUAAAUAAAUUACUUCAAAGGAAGAAUGAAUAUUUAUUUGUUAAUUUAAUUUUACCGUCCACAAAUGUAUUCUUAUUGCAGCUCUUUGUGUCAAUGAAUAGUUCAACUUUUGUUAAUGUUUAUAAUUUGUUGUUGAAAUCUCAUAAAAUAUCUGCAACAGCCAAUUAUCCAAAGCAAUUAAAUCAUUGGAAUGGGUUUUUACAUGAACCCUUACGUUACGAGUUAAAUAAUGUAGACGAACAUACUUUCAAAUUAGAAGUAAAAAACGCACACAAGAUUGUUAUGAAAUUCAACAACACAAUUUAUGACUUUCACGAAGUUGAACACAACAUAUGGCGUUUGGAAACGUCAUUUUCUGAGUACAAAUGCGGAAAAGUUCUCAUCCUAGCAUGUUUCAACGAUAAAACAGAUUGCUAUAAUGCUAUUUUGCAAUAUAAAAUUUCUUGUUGA